Xyrichtys novacula (pearly razorfish) is the source of this 4624-nucleotide messenger RNA. The record is from the annotation of a GenBank genome assembly. Lineage: Eukaryota; Metazoa; Chordata; Actinopteri; Labriformes; Labridae.
AUGGCAUCCCUGACGUCUUCCAGCCGCAGGUCGUCCUCGUCCUUCCACUCAUCAUCCCGGUACAGCACCUCCAGCUCAUACCGGUCAGAGGGCUCACUGGGUGGAUCGUCUGAUUCUCUGGAUCCCCUCUUUGAGCCGUUUCUGGACUCCACUCACUCCAGCCUGUUUGGAGAAGAGGGCACUGGGAGUCCAAGCCUGUUGGCCCCCCUCAGCAGACCCAGCAGACCAUCCUUUGGACACUCUGGUGAGAUAUUUUUAACAGUUAUUUAAUCAUAUAAAGAAUCAGGCAUUUCAUCAACGUCUUUGAUUGUAGAAAAAUCUCUUCCAUCAGAAGUCCAUAACAUUUCAGGUGACGUGUUUUAAGGCUCUGGUGAGUUUGGCCUAGCUACUUGCUGGGUUGUUCUGAGCAUGUGCUUGUGAUUUCUGAAAAAUAAUUUAAUCCCUCUUUUUUAUUGUUUACCCUACAUUUCUGAAGGCUUUUUCCUCCUAAGACCUAUUUUACUUUAACCUUUCAUUAUGUCAGUCUGGGACUUAAAUGGAUUGGUUUGUAGCUCAAGAAACUACUUAUUUAUCACAUACUGGCAUCACUGAAAUCCUCAUUUAACCACCAAUCAAACUCUGACAGAAACACUUGACUUUGGCUGUUUUACAUUAAUGUAAGGUUGGAGGUGUCACACAGCUUUGGGGUUAUUUAAUUGACUUAAAAGUUCUACGUUUAUAUCCCAGUGUCACUCAGGAUUAGCUCACUAAUAUUCAUUGUCACUGGCAGAUAUGUUUAUAGCCACUGUCAUAGUGCUAAUGUAUAUCAACUCUACUGUAAGCUGAGCUCAACUGCGCCUUCCUUCCUGGCAGGAUAUAUCAAAAGUUUAACUCAUCAAUAGAUCUUCAGAUUACAUCCUUUUGAUGGUGUAGUCGUCAUCUGGUUGUUGUGUGCUUUUGUAGUGUGGUAGAGGUCUGUGUUUGGAGUGGUGUAUUCAUGCUUGAUCGUGGCUUUGAGCGAUGUUUAAUGACCUCAGGGACAGAGGAGGUUGCUUGUCUCUGGAAAUAUUAUUUUUGAGGUUGCAAGCUGAAAGGUUUAGGAGCUCCUGCUCUGCAGAUGCAGACUAUAAAAAUGUUUAGCUGCUGCAGUAAAGCUCUCAAAUCAUUACAGCAUGUGUUUUGUGACUGAAAUGUUUUUUGUUGUAAUGGUGAAUUCAUUACACAAGAAAACAAACGAACUCAUCCUUUGUCAUCAGGUUUAUAAGCUCGACUGGAGCAGUCGGAGCUUUAGUGCCUCGUUCAUGAGCACCUUGGCUGCAUUUUCUGAGGCUCAAGGUCUGUGGCCUUUUUCAUUUAUGUCCUGCACUGGCAGGAGAGGAGCAUUACCUUCACACAUUACAGCGAUGGGAUGACUGAAAGAAAAAAAUGCCUCAGAGAAGAAAAAGACCGCAGCUCAGACAAAGUAAUGAGCUGGAGAUGUAACAGCCUCUGCACUCCGUGUUAAAAAAGCUGGUUCGGCUCCAGACAUGGUCUACAGGGCCACAUAAAGAACUGAACCGAAGGUGGAAACAGGGAAGUGCUAACAUAAAACAUGGCCGCUUUCCAAGAGUUAUUAUGAGGUGUUAAUACAGUUCUGCUGCCAGUCAUAAAACAAAGGUUUAUGACUGAGAUGAGUCUUCAGGCCGAUUAAAACGUGAUCAAUAAUUGAGUUUUAUCUUGAUUUCACACUAGCUCAUGUGGAAUAUUACAACUCCAGCACGUCAUAUUAAACAAUAAAGAAGAUGCACAUGUUAGAUGUCCCUCCUGGGUCUCCACUCUAGUAAAACUUCUCUUUCCAGACAGCCGGUAAAACAAAUUUACAGCCAAAACCAGAAGCUUCAGUCUCUCAUUGCUGUUAAACGUGUUUGUGCUGUAGUCUGAACAUAAAGUACAAAAAAUAAGAGAGUAAUAAAGCCCGACUGGAAAGUAACCUGUUUAAUAAUCAUAUUAAAUGAAUAUAAGCCACAUGACGAGCUGCAGGACUUCAAAAAAUGAUAAAUUAAUCACCGGUCUGGUGGAGGGGAAACUCAAAUAAAGCAGCAUGGUUUUACUUUAUAGCGGUCCUUUAAAAAAAAAAAAAAAGUUUUCAUCUUUUGUUUCUUUUGUUUAAUCCAAGUCAAAAUCUUUUUAUUUCAGAUUUUUUAUUACAUCCCUGGAGUCUUCUUUUCUGACUAACACUGAAACUAAUUCAAAAGUGACAUAUAGAUAUUGCUGUAAUGAAGUAAUAACAAACUUUAAAGUUUGGUUCAAAAUUAAAAGUCCUUUAAAAAUGAACCCAAAUCAAAGUCAUGUGUUUGUUUUUUCAAAAUGAAAAUAAAUACUGCUGUGACAGUUUUCUGCAAACCACUUUGAUUUGGACCCAGAUGAGGAAAAAGAGGAGUGUGUUUUAAAGAGUCGAAGGUGGAGGCAACAGCUGACUGAGUGGUAAAACCUGAAUCCAGCAGACUUGUACACAGAACUGGACUGAAGUUAUUCACUGAGGCUGGGUGACAAACCUUAGGGGUUCAGACUGGUCAGUGUGGUUUGGGACCAAGACUGGAAGGAGGAGGGCAGUUAGUCCACUGGUGAAAUGAUAAAAAAUCAUCUAAUAAGACAGGAGUUAAGAGAGACAAGCUACAGUUGGAGCAUCAGAGACCAUCAAGUAUGAAGUUGCUGUCUGGGGCUUGACGUGUUGCCACCCAAUUUAGACUGCAAGAAAUAAACAGUUUAAGUCAGAUCCAUGAUGACCUAUUUAUAUUUUAGCUAAGAGACAUGCGUCAAGACAGUAAAGGUCCUUACACACCGGGAACGACGCAAAUAUACAACGCGAAAUUACAAAAUAUUCUGAGGCGAAUUUUGACGCGCCUGACAAUACACAUCAAGCGCGAUGCGAUUUUGCAACUUACUGGGGGGAAAAGACGCUAGAAGACUGACACAACAUCAGACUGAGUGUUUUUCAGUUCUGAUUAGAUACUAGUGUUGAGAUGUCUGUCUGUCAUGAUAGCAUGUACUGAGUCGGGGCCAGUACCAGAUAAGCACAUUAAAAUAUAAUCCAUAAAUGUAAGGUAGCAACCGAGACCUAAUGGUGCUGUGACAGCAACGCAAUUGAGUUUGAGACAUUGAAAAUACACAUGGUAUGUUGUAUCUGAACAGGUUAGCUUACAUGCUAAAGUUACUUUUAGCGACACGUAAACAAUCAGCCAGUUGGCCACGUCGGAUAUACCAGUGAAUCUGAUGUUGCAACAACACAAAAUCUGAUUGGUCAGAAGUGGACACACAAUAUGCGAAACUUUAGAAAAUCCGACCAUGAUACAAAAAAAUAAAGGCUGCAGUAUCGCAGGACAGGAUAACGUCGCUGAUGUGAACGUUUGUAUAUGGGUUUGAAAAAAAAUAUUGACUUCGGAAAUAAUCGAGAAAAAAAAAUGCUCCCGUGUGUAAGGACCUCAAGUGGGCUUUCCACUUGAUGGUACUUGAUACCAGGUACUUUCUGAGCAGGUACUUUCACACCACCUAAGGUUCCAAGAGAGUUGAGUCGAGCUGAAAGGCCAAAUUUAUUCUUAUUUUUGUUUACUUUUAGUUGAGUUCUUGAAACCAUCCUUGUCAUACUCCAGAUGUUCUAUCAGGCCGUCAGUAAUUUUAAAGACACUCUUCCUGUGUGUGUUUUUUCCCAGCUGUUUCUGCAGGUGGCGCUGUGACAGCCCGACAGAGCAGCACAGGUGGUGGCGUGCAUUGUCUGGGAGACAGCUACUAUGUGUCAGCUAAUGUGGGCCAGUUUGAGCCUCACGACAUUGUGGUGAUGGCCUUCAACCACCAUGUGGUCAUUCAUGCCCAGAAGGUGUGUGUUUGCAUGCAUGUGUGUGGCUUCACUAGUGGUUGUUACACAUCUGCUAUCAAAUCUCUCUGCAUGAAAAGUUCUUGAGAAUCACUGAUGGCUGAAUUUGGGCACCAGCGUUUUUUCUAGUCCAGCGGUGUCCGGACAAGCUGCCCGUCUCACCCUUUCUCUAUCUUCCUUUCUCUGCGCCUUCACAGUUUGACAGAAAUCAACUUCAAAAGGUGAAAGAGUAAAAGAACAAGAAUGACAAAGAGGAGAGGAAGCGUUUUAACUUGGGUCAGCAGACAAAUUGGCCAAAACCAGCAACCAUUAACUCACUAUAAAGGCUUUUUACAGCAAGACGUCUUCAGACAGAACUAACCAGUGUUGGUCUCUCGCUCGCUUUCUCUCUUCAGGCCAAGCAGCGCUGACCUUUCACAUCUCUCCCUUCAGCUGCUUCUCACCCUCUCCUCUCGGCCUCACACCUCUCUCAGCCCUGCUGUUCCUCUCACUUCCUCUCCUUCGCAGUUGGAUGACCUAUCUUCAUCCCCCCUAGUCUUACAGCUCGUCCUCGUUCCUUCCCUCUUUAUAUCUCUUUUUAUGACUUGUAUCUCUGUCUUUCAGAUUCUGGAUGAUGGAAGCAUCAGUGACACUUUUACCCAUAAGUCCCUGCUCCCAGAGGAUAUGGACCCGCUGUCUGUCAGUGGGAACAUAAAUCCUGAUGGUACCCUGGUUGUCAGCGUCAGUCGGACGGCAGCUCAGGGUGGACUGGAGUCACCAAGUGUCCCCAUGUACCGCAGUGAAGCUCACCUUUGA